UUACUGUAAGUUCGUACAGUCCUACAUUGUUAUUUGUGAGCAGACGACGUGGUUACUGGAAAUGUAAAAUCGUAUACGAGCUCUGCAUUAAGGAAGUUUACGAGUUCAAGUUCGUUCUUUCGCCUUACGAUUGCGAAUCGUCUUGUGAAAAACGGUACGUUAAAAGUAGCGUAAAAAAAUCAUGCUGCUCUACCGUAUCCUGUGCAUCGUUUGAGGUCAAUCGCACUUGCAUAACUGAAAAUAAGUUUUGUGAAACGGCUAGAAAUAAGGCUCUUGAAAAGAUUUCGAAGGUCAAAACAAAUGUCGCGAAAAUUCUGGGAAACUUGGACGAUGCAAGAAAAAAUCUAUCCUACUGGAAAAUGAAGAGAGAAAUAUUGUUUAAUAAAGUUCGUUCAGCGUCACGUGUUAUGAAAGCAUACCAGGACGCCGUGCGUAGCCUCGAGAAAGCUUUCAAUGUCACAGUGGAAAAUCGAAAAAAGACAUUGAAAAUUUUGGAAAAGCCAAUGAUGUUGAGAAAUCUUGUCAACAAAUUUGGGGAACUGCGUAUUAGGAUAGAGGAAAUCAAAUUUUCAGUGAAAGUAAUUCCUGGACGCAAUACUACCUUGCUUCCACUAAAUAUUAAGGUGACUCUUGAUGGAAACCAAGAGAAACAAGUGUCCACUGUGCUGGAUUUUACAAACUUCAACCGAUCUUUGCGGAGCAUUGCGAAGGAGAUUCUAGGUGUGUAUUUUGGAGAUGUGACUCGUGUGUCGAGGAUGAAACGCUCAACGGAUACUGCAAAUUCGACAAAUGACUCGAAAUUCUUCACAUUGCAAACUUUUCACCGAUUAUGUUCAGAGUUUCGAAACCACAAGCAAACCUUGUAUCAAGCUGCGAUGUCUCUUUAUAAUUUGUCCUAUGAGAAUCAGCAACUUCUUGAAGAGGAAAGGCAAAGAGAAAGGGAUUUUUUUAUAAACGACACUGCUAUUUUUGAAAAUUUUAAAGUAAACCAUACGAAAGCGUCGGAACUAGGCCUCGUAGUAAACUACAAUUCCUACUCGAACGUGCUUGCAAAUGAUCCAGAACUAUCUGUGGCAAAACAUUUUCAACAGGAAGCUCUCAAGAACGAGUUUGAUGUUGUCCAUCUCAGCUCUACUUUGCUCUUUAAGAAUUGGCUGGUAACGAUGGAAAACAUUUUUAAAGAAUUAUCUGACGAGUGCAGUGGUUUUAAUGAUUGUCUGAAAUAUACCAUAGACAGUUUAUUGGAACUUGUUUCGGACACAAACAGGCCUGAAUCGGAAAAACUACGACGAGAAAUAAGAAAUGUCGAGGAAAUGUAUAACAACUUGACGCGACAAUCGAAUGUGAGUGUCAGUGAUGCAGUGCUAAUGUCAUGGGAUAUUUUGCAGACCUUGAAAAACAUGACUGGUGAAGAAGACGUUUGCGCACGAUCGCCAAAUAUAACAAAACAUCCAACGCCAUUUAUCCAGCUAAGUAUGAAUAAGACACUUGUUUUAACGUGCAAUGCUACUGGAGAUUCUCUCGCUUACCAAUGGCAGCUUAACGGUGAAAAUUUAAAACAUCAAACUGCAAAUAUAUUGCGAAUAAAGAAUGUGAGUCCAUUAAAUUCUGGGAAUUAUUCUUGUGAUGUUUCGAAUCACGUAGCGAAGGCAUCUUCAAUCCCCACGGUGGUUGUUAUUGGUGCUCCGCCGUUGAUUGUUCGUUAUCCUGUCCGUCGUCUCAACGUUAUUCUAUCCGGAUAUGGCACACUCAUUUGUGAGGCGAAAAUGGAUUCCCGCAACAUCUCUUAUCAAUGGUGGUUUAGUCAGUCGAAGUCCGGUUCUUUCGUGCCAUUACCAAAUGAAACAUUUUCUCAUUUAAGUUUUGCUCCAGUAAAAUCCUUUCAUGAAGGAUGGUACUUUUGCAACGUCUCAAAUCCAUUCGGCAACGCCAUUACGCAGAAGAGUUUUGUCAAAGUGUUGAAGUACAGUCUUCCAGUACCAAUUGCUAAGCUCUCAUUGACAAUCAUAUCUGAGUCUUCGAACAAUUUUUCAAUUUUAUAUAAAGAUGCACUGGCUAAGGCACUCGCUUUUCGUUUGGCAACCCCUAAUAAAACUCUGCUGCCUGAAAAAAUUAUUAAAGACCUAAUUCCAACAAGUUGUAGACAUAUUUUGCACCGUGAAGACGAAUUUGGUCGCACAGAUACGUGUGAUUGGACAUUUAGCAUAAUUGGUGAUAACGUUACCUCAAGCGCAGAACACAUUGCACCACCACAACAGAUUAAAAAAAUCGUCAGCUCAACUUCCAGGCUUAAAGGACAGAUCGUUUUUUCUCCCCGAAAAAUUCUCUGGGGAUAA
Messenger RNA from Dendronephthya gigantea, 2336 nucleotides. RefSeq lists its product as uncharacterized. The transcript has 2 exons. Bases 360 to 2336 code for a protein of 658 amino acids. The record is from RefSeq and is a predicted model, not a curated record. NCBI's taxonomy places the organism in Eukaryota, Metazoa, Cnidaria, Anthozoa, Malacalcyonacea, Nephtheidae.